AUGAAGCUUCACUUCAUCCCUGCUGUGUUGAUAGUCGCUCUGGUGAGCGCUGGUGUCGUCCCCUCUAACGCAUCACUGGAACGUCUCGACAGUCCUCUCUCCGAUGAUAUCUCCCUUGACUGGAGCCCGGAAGCUACAGUACACACCAACACCGAGCCCACCCAGUUCGAAAAGGCGGCAGAAAUCGGACGCACGCUCGAUGCAGCCAUGAAGUCCAAGGACAGCAUCGCUCGGUGGUUCUUCAAAGACUUUCCCAACUUUAGCGAGACAUGCCAGAGUCCCUUUGAUGGCGAUGGACGAGAGGAGCUCAAGAAGUGGGGGUUCGAAGAUAGCGAGGCACUGAGCAAGACGAUCGAGAAGGACUGUGACUUUGACAAGUACCACAACAUCAAGGCUGCUUUUGACGAGCUAGGCCUGGAUACAAAGGCAGAGAAGGAUGGCACAUUCGAGUUUGCUGUCAAUCCAGGCGGAAUGGUCGCGUUGAUGAACGUCAUGAGUCUGUCGUACUGCGCCGAGAGAUUUACCUGGUUCCGCAAGCCACGUCCCGACGAGCUGCCUCACAUUGGCACACCUUCGGAUAUCGCAUGGGCAGUUUGGAAUCGAGCCGGCGCGGCUAGCAUUGCGGAUGUCAAGUACCUUGUUGUCACACAAAUCAUGAAUGCAGCGUCUCGAGAGCUUAUCAGACAGGCGCUUGGGACACUGCAGCCGCCUCAGAGCGAGACGAAGAUUUGGCCGGGAAGCGAUUUCACCAUGGAUACUACUGGCGGCCGGGCCAUCUUGGGGUCACCGAUUGGAAGAUGGGCUGGAUACUUUCUCCUGCAGCACAAGGAGAAACUCGGUGGCAACCGCUUCAUUUCCAAGGUCAGAGCCUUCAAGCCAGUUGGUGCUACUCUGCCGUACCUGAUCUUCUACGUCGAUCCAAAUCCAUUAGGGGCUGGGUUGACUGCCGAUGUACCUCGCGGACUGUCAGCAUUGCCCCAUGCCCCUGAGAGUCCGACAAGAUCCGAUAGCAUGAACGAGGCCCGGGUGGUGAGGAGGAGCAGUGAUGGCAGGAAUGUAGAGCGAGAGCAUGCUAUCUACGGUGACGCGUCGGUAGUGAGAGCUAAAGUCUCACGUGCCCUAUGA
Messenger RNA from Exserohilum turcica Et28A, 1125 nucleotides. RefSeq lists its product as uncharacterized. The record is from RefSeq and is a predicted model, not a curated record. NCBI's taxonomy places the organism in Eukaryota, Fungi, Ascomycota, Dothideomycetes, Pleosporales, Pleosporaceae. Bases 1 to 1125 code for a protein of 374 amino acids. The transcript is spliced from 3 exons.